Owenia fusiformis is the source of this 497-nucleotide messenger RNA. The record is from the annotation of a GenBank genome assembly. NCBI's taxonomy places the organism in Eukaryota, Metazoa, Annelida, Polychaeta, Sabellida, Oweniidae.
GUCAGUUUUUUAGAACCAGAUGUCUUAACCUAAGAGAACAUCUUUAGCACUUCGACUCUGCAAUUAGAAGGCCAUUGGACACAAUGUUUGUCAGAGGAUUCGGUUUGGUGAUUCUUGUCGUUGUCGCGAUUGUAAUUGUACAUGGAAGUGAAGAGAGACGGAGGCGUUCCCCACAACUUCCUGAAAAUGACACUAAAAGUGGUGACGUCAGAAAGCGUGAGGCUCCCCCACCUCCACCAGACAACAAAAUGACUAGUGAUGGUCCAAAUGUUGGUGAAGCAAGGAAGAAACGAUCACCUCGAUGGAAGUGGGGAGGAGUUUCUACGAGGAUGCUCGAGCCUGAACAAGAAAAGAAGUGUGAGACAUUAGAGGCUAAACUAAGAAAAUGCGAAAAGAAGUGUGAGAAAUUAGAGGCUAAACUAAGAAAAUGCAUCCAAGGUUGAUUAUAAAGCAAAAUAAAUAAAUUUGAAGUGAACACUUUGCUCUUUAAAACUGAA